Messenger RNA from Pipra filicauda (Wire-tailed manakin), 11167 nucleotides. It is a transcript of the gene STRN, whose product is annotated as striatin. Gene Ontology annotation, molecular function: armadillo repeat domain binding; protein phosphatase 2A binding; protein-containing complex binding. The record is from RefSeq and is a predicted model, not a curated record. Bases 86 to 2584 code for a protein of 832 amino acids. Gene Ontology annotation, cellular component: dendrite. Lineage: Eukaryota; Metazoa; Chordata; Aves; Passeriformes; Pipridae. The transcript is spliced from 19 exons.
CAGGUUGUUGCUGCUGCUGGUGCUGGUGCUGCCGGGACCUCCGCGGCGGGAGCGGCGGCGGGAGCCAGGCGGACCCGGCCCGGCCAUGGACGAGCAAGCAGGGCCCGGCGUCUUCUUCAGCAACAACAACAACAACAACGCGCUGCUGCUGCCGCCGCCGGCGGGCGGGCCGGGGCUCGAGCCGGGCGAGGCGGCGGCAGCGGCGGCCGCCGCGGCAGUAGCGGGAGGAGGCGGCGGCGGCGGGGGGGUCGCAGCCUCCGGAGCCGCCGCGCCGCUGUCGGCGUCCCGGGCUCAGUACAGCGUGCCGGGCAUCCUGCAUUUCCUGCAGCACGAGUGGGGCCGCUUCGAGGCGGAGCGCGCCGAGUGGGAGGCGGAGCGGGCGGAGCUGCAGGCCCAGAUUGCCUUUCUUCAAGGUGAAAGGAAGGGACAGGAAAAUCUGAAGAAGGAUCUAGUGAGAAGAAUCAAAAUGCUGGAAUAUGCACUUAAACAGGAAAGGGCUAAAUAUCACAAAUUAAAAUAUGGCACAGAAUUGAAUCAGGGAGAUAUGAAGCCACCAAACUAUGAUUCUGAUGAAGGGAAUGAGGCAGAGAUUCAACCACAACAGAAUAGUCAGCUAAUAUGGAAACAAGGACGACAACUGCUAAGACAGUAUCUACAAGAAGUGGGCUACACGGACACGAUAUUGGAUGUGAAGUCAAAACGAGUGCGAGCUUUAUUGGGCCUCUCAAGUGAUGCUUCAGAAAAAGAAAACAGAAAUCAAGAGCCGAUGGUAAAUGGCACAGAGGGCCAGAUUAAAGAAAGCACAAUGAUCGGGAAACCUGAAUUGACUGACUCUGCCUCUCUGCUAGAGACCUUCAAGUUUCUUGAAAAUGCAGCUGCAGAAUUUAGUGAUGAAGAAGAUGAAGAAGAUAUUGAAGGAAGAGAGAAAACAAUCAUUGAUACCGCAACAAUUGUAAGGAAAAGAGUGCUAUCUGAGAGCAGUGAAGACAGAGAUACAGAAGAAGCUUUGAAAGAGUUUGACUUUUUGGUUACCUCAGAUGAUGGUGAUGGGGAAUCGAGAAGUUCAGGAGAUGGAACAGACUGGGAAAAGGAAGACCAGUGUCUCAUGCCCGAAGCCUGGAAUGUCGACCAGGGAGUUAUAACCAAACUCAAGGAACAAUACAAAAAGGAGCGCAAGGGGAAAAAGGGGGUGAAGAGAAAAACUACCGAAGAUAUGUUUCAGCCUCAAUCCUAUAUAAAACAGUCAAAACAGGGAUGUGGGAAAAUGAUGGAGCAAAGCACAGGGCCCAACAGGUCAAAGCUGCAAGAUAUGCUUGCAAACUUGAGAGAUGUUGAUGAUCUCCCUUCGUUACAGCCAUCUGUUGCACCUUCUUCUAGGCCCAGUAGCUCAAGGCUCAUUGAACAUGAGAUAAACAGGACGGAUGAAGUGGAAGCUUUAACAUUCCCUCCUUCUUCAGGGAAAUCUUUCAUUAUGGGAACAGAUGAAGCCCUUGAAAAUGAACUGGGUCUUGGAGAACUGGCAGGCCUUACUGUAGCAAAUGAGGCAGAUUCACUGACUUAUGAUAUAGCCAACAAUAAGGAUGCAUUGAGAAAGACUUGGAACCCCAAAUUUACAUUAAGAAGUCACUUUGAUGGAAUAAGAGGUCUCGCUUUUCAUCCGGUUGAACCAGUCUUAAUAACAGCUUCAGAGGACCAUACUUUAAAAAUGUGGAAUUUACAAAAAACAGCCCCAGCAAAAAAGAGUGCUUCUCUUGAUGUAGAGCCAAUAUACACCUUCAGAGCACAUAAUGGACCAGUGCUCUGUGUGGUGAUGAGCAGUAAUGGUGAGCAGUGUUACAGUGGGGGAACAGAUGGCCUUAUCCAUGGCUGGAACACAACCAACCCGAACGUUGACCCCUAUGACUCUUACGAUCCUUCUGUUCUAAGAGGUGCUUUUGUAGGCCAUACUGAUGCAGUGUGGGGUCUGGUUUACAGUGGAGCGCACCAGCGAUUGCUGUCCUGUUCAGCAGACGGCACUAUACGUUUAUGGAAAGCUACAGAAAUUGCUCCAGCUCUCAAUAUAUUUAAUGAUAAUCAAGAAAUGGGAAUCCCUUCCUCAGUAGACCUUGUGAGCAGUGACCCAAGCCUCAUGGUAGCAUCAUUUAACAGUGGACACACUAGCAUUUUUAACAUGGAGACACGGCAACGAAUUCUUACCCUGGAGUCCAGUGUGGAUACAACAAUCAGUUCCUCCUGUCAGAUAAACAGAGUCAUCAGCCAUCCAACUCUUCCAAUUAGUAUCACUGCUCAUGAAGACAGACACAUCAAAUUCUACGACAACAAUACAGGAAAACUGAUCCACUCCAUGGUAGCUCACUUAGAUGCAGUUACAAGUUUAGCUGUUGAUCCUAAUGGCUUGUAUUUGAUGUCUGGCAGUCAUGACUGCUCAAUUCGCUUGUGGAAUCUUGAAAGCAAGACCUGCAUCCAAGAAUUUACUGCUCAUCGCAAAAAAUUUGAUGAGUCAAUUCAUGAUGUGGCAUUCCACCCCUCCAAAUGUUAUAUUGCCAGCGCAGGAGCUGAUGCCCUGGCUAAAGUGUUUGUAUGACAGAGUGCUUCCUGUUCAACUUUAGCUUUGUAUAUAUUUAACCAGCUGCACAAAGAGAAGAGGAGGGCAUGAGUUGUUUUAUCUUGCCCUGUAAUUCAGAGAAUGUUUGUAAGUGUUUAGUUUUGCAGGGUGCUGUUUUCUAAAUUGACGUUUGCUCUGAUUUCUGUGAGCUCAGCUGGUGCUGAGAGCUUGGAAUCUCUCAGUUUCACAUAGUUAAAAAAAAAUAAAAAAUAAAUGCUUUUAUUUUAGAGGGUGUGAAUUUUCGUCCAGGCAGGCCUUGGGUGAAACUAGGUCUACGUAUUCUCUAUUAAUAAAAUGAGAGUACUGGAAAGAAGGGGUCUAAUUGCAUCAGGGAGUAGGAAAAGAGGGAAACUUCCUAGGAUGCUUCUCACUGAGGAAUCUUAAUGUUAAAUCACCUGGAAAAAGUGAUUCAGAGUCAGUUCACAUGCUCAUUACUGUAUCACGUGAGAGGCACUUUGUCAUCCCUUUGGUAUGAAUAAAGUAGAUCUUGUUCAGAGAGCAGUAGCGGAUUGUUAAUCUCAGCCUAAUCUGGUUGCUAGCCUAAGAUAAAUGCAAUUAAAGGAAAGCAGAUUACUAACAUAAAUUAAAAUGCAGCAAAGUUUCUGUUACAUCUUCUAUGUUAUACAGUAAAUAUUUAGUUUGCAAAAAAAUUUAUAUAAUUUUUAAAGACUGUAUUAGCAUAUGGCUUGAAGCUGAGCCUUUACUCUAAGUCCCAAUUAACAACAGACUGAAGCAGUCUGUAUAUACUGUAGUAGCGAUCUUAACUUAUUCAAUGCUGUUUAUUCUUGGAGAUCUGGCACAAGAAAUUAUUCUAAAGCUUUCCAAAGAAGCUGUCGUACAAUUUAGUUAUCAAACAUUCAUCUCCUCUUCCUGUUUCUGCUAAAAAGGGUAUCAUUCUGGGCAUUAAAAGAUAACAUGAAAUACUUUUUUUGAAGAUUAAAUUUAUACCUAAUGCUUUGUAUGAGUCCUGCUAGUGGAAUAGGUGGGAACUAUACAAAACUCCAUCAGUUUGAGAGAUUCUGCUACUUCUAGAGGUAUUUCCCAGCUUCACCUUUUGUGGGACGUUCUAACUUGUCCGCUUUGCUGGAUGUAUCGUGCCAUUGAUUAGGUUACCUGAAGAAUGAGUGCUUCUUGUAACUACUCAACAGAUGUGCUUUGUUUCUCUAUUCAGAGUUUCUCUGUUGACUUGAAUGACAAAUAACUUUUAUACAAUCUUUUAGUCUUUUUAUCCCUUCUUAGAGGAAGGUGAGUGGAUUCUUUUCUAUUAUGUGUCAUCAUCAGAAUUAUUACUGUUCAUAAGCGUGAAGUUGGUCUUUUCCUCUAAUGGGAAUGGAAAGCAGAAUUUCUGCUGGAGAUGAUUUCUGAUGCUGAUGCGAGUAGGAAAGAACCCAAUGCAACUCUUCAUAUACCAGCUUGAGGUUAAGACUGGAAACUGAUAAAUAAAUCUUUACCUUUAAACUGACACUUUGUAAACAGAAGUAAUUGAAAGAUAUCAAAAUAGGGUUUGACUGUGUUGUUUUUAGAUGGCAUUAGGGGAUGGGACCACAUUUGAAGCUGAUCUCAGAGUUUAAAUCAAGUGUAUUAUUUAGGUAAAAGGUUGACCCAUGUGCUGUUUGAGCCUGCAACACAUUAUAUGUACUGCUAAAAUAUCCUGGAAUACCUUUUAUUGCUCAGAAUAUUCAGAUAUGUCACUUCAUGAUAUUGAUAUGCAAUAUAUUUCCAUAGAUAAGAUUAGAACUUUUACCAUAAAACAGAUGACUACAAUAAUAAUACAGAUUAUUUAGUUUUUAUAAAAUGUUUUGGUUAUGAUGGAAGGGGGAAAACUUGGCUGCAAAACUGAGCGUUCAACUUUGUGAGAGUUCUGUGUACUUGACUCAUAUUCUUUCAGUGUCAUUAUUUUAUUUCUUUUUGAAGAGAAAAUUGCAAAGAUUUAUUUGAAAAAUUCUAAAAGUUAUGUAUAUUAUAUAUGUGUAUAUAUAUUGUAAACAUGUAUUAAAUGUGUCUAGUAAGGGAAGACUCCAUGGGUGCAUUUUAAUGUUUUAGUAUUGAGUUCUCUUGAGUUUGUGUAUACAGAGGAUAAUGGUGUGAGUAUGAAAUGAAUGUUGUGCUUUUGCUUACACAGUACAAUAUGUAGUCACAGUUGUUUAAAUUGCUGUACAUAAAAACUAGUAGGCCAGCAUGCUUGUUUUUAAAGACUGUCAUUCUGAUUACAAUUGGAAUGUAAGACGUGGCUGUUCUAAUGUGAAUUGAAAGAUGUUUCCUUCUCGCUAUUGAGCUCUUGCUCAAACUGAAAAGUGAUUUUUUUUAAAAGCUGGCAAUAGCUAGAGGAUGAGGUGCCUUUAAAAAAAACAAAAACAAAACAAAUGUAGCCUUACAAAGAGGUUGUGGAGUAUAUAUAUUUUUGUGCUUGUCUUCAUAAUUGAUGUCAAUGUCUUUUUACUGAACUUGCUCACAUACUUGUAGGACUGCAGGGUAUUGUGCAUGAGCCUGUCAGAUCUUCUGAACAUCAUCAUAGGAGAUAGGGUUGAAAAAAUUAUUUAGAUUAUCUAGUCCAUCUGCUUGCAAAAGCGGGGUUGUACACUUGUGAGUUUUAAUAUUGUCUUGACCAGUGAGAUUUUAUAUAUGUUCUAAACAAUUAGGCUUCCUUUGGAAGAUUAUUUCAAUGAUUACAUCUCACUGACAGGAGAAUUUACUUGAUGUUUAGUAGCUCUUUUUUGUAAUUUCGUGCCAGUAUUCCAAGCCUUGUUUUGUACCAUUUUGCAUAUUCCUCAUGGUCUUUGUAAUUUGGAACCCGCAUGCACACACUGGUUCUAUCUGUAUAUUUCCAUUCCUUUCUGCUUUCUUCAUGCUAUUUUUUUAGUCUGCUUUUUUUACACAACUUUUUCUUGUUUUCAGCUUUUAGCUCAGUUCUCCAUAUCUUGGUGUCCAUACUACCAUUCCACAUGCAUGAUUUAUUGGACUUGGUCUGAAGGUCAUCUCUUAAGCGUGGUUGUUGUUUGGUAGGGUUUAUCCUCUGUAACGUGAUGCUUUUAUGUAGGAAGACCAAAAUUCUGUUGUCUCCCAAACCCAAAUCGUAUUUCUUUAUUUCUCACAACUGCUUUAAAUAACUUUGAGCAUUGCUGCUUUUCGAGUUUCUUCUUCACUUUCAAUAUGUUGUUAUGAACCUUUUGCAGCUAGAGACUUAAUUCCUGUUUCGUGAUUAUCUUGGGUCUUACACGCUUUGAACUUCUGACCCCUGAGGGCACUAAAUUAUUUUUAUUUGUUCCCCUUUUGUGUGCCCUCUUUCCUGGUUCAAUGUAAUUGGUAACUUUCAUUAAUGUGAUACAUACUUUAAUUGAAAGUGUAAACAAAACUGGACCUAAGGCUUAUUCUUGCAAAAGCCAUUUUUCUGCAACAUCAGUAUAUAGUGUUUUACCAUUGCUAUUUUUCCCACAUCUAAUUUACAUGCUAAAUUCUUUUAAUGGUUAACUCAUAUAAUUUUUUGUGUAUGUUAGCCUGUGCUACUGGUUUUGGUUUUACUAACUGAUUUAAUGAAGAAUUUUCAGUUCUUCUGUAUGUUGAAAGUUGGUCUGCUAGUUUUAAAUACUCUCACUUUUAAUUUACUUCGCUGUGCUGUUUGCUUUCACAUGUUACCAGAAUGCCUGCUCAGAAUGAUUUGGAGUAGCCUGGAAGAAGGUCCAGAUAUAUUGUGUCACUCUUACAAAGUUCUGGUGUCUGCAUUUAUUUUUGUGCCUCAAAGAGAAAACUUUUGACGUACCACAUAAGCGAUUUUAUUACUUUUAAAAGAAUCACCUGAUGAAUAUUUUGGAACCUCAUUUGUCUUUAUUUUGAUAAAAUAUGUUCUUUAGCAAGAAGCCUGUAUAACUAUAUGCCACAUACUAUGGAAUAUUUUUUUAGGAUGUAUAUUUUCAAAUAAUGUUAGGUUAAAACAGUUCCAUAUGCAAUGUGGUUGAGUAAGUGUGUGGUGUUCACCAUACAGCUUUGUGAUAAGGUCAUACAACACCAUUUUUCAGUUGUGAAUUUAAAGUAACCAGAAACUUGUCCUUUUCAAUAAAUAUGUGAGAAACAAAGGGCUUAGUUACACCACCUUUUCAGUACACUUGUUGGAUCACAGAUGUGUCCCCAUUCCUUAUUCCUUAUGUUUUAACAAUGUAAUUUUGGGGAACAGCAAAUUCCGUAAACUCAUGUGUCAUUUGAGCAGUGUUUGAUGGGCAGAAGUGUUAGUCUGUCUCAAAGGAAACAAAAAAUUGAAAAGGGGGCUUAACCUUCAGAUAGGCAAGUUCAGGAUUUUUUAAAUGCCUUUCAAGGUGUGUAUUUGGGAGCAUUUACAGGCUGUGGUUAAGCAGUGUGUUUGCAGACUGUCCCAGGUAUCCAAAAGCCUACUUGAUACCUGUGUGAAAUACCUAGUAAACCUGAAUUGCAUUAAGGAAGGAAAUGCAGCCAUUGUGCUUGUCCUGUGUCUGUACAGGAGACUGUAGGAAGCAGGGAAACCAUUUGAUGAACUCUCUGGGGGAUAGAGUGUAGGUUAAAUGGCCGGAACUACGUGCCCUUCAUGUGACUGGUGUCAUCGUGGGUGGAUUUGGCUGAGGAGCAGUGCAGUGAUUAGCCUGAUGGUGCCACAAAGAAAAACAUAAAAAUUUAGAAUAACAAAUUUACCAAGGCUUUCCCAAAGUUGCAGGUUGUAUAAAGGAUAAAAUCUACUAUAUAGCCAGAUUCCAAAUUACACACUGUUUUAUCAAAAUAGAAGGCGAAGAUUUUUCAAAUUUCAAAAUUUUGGAUGAGAUGGCAAGAGAUUUGUAAUAGCUAUUACUUAAAAUCUAAGAACAGAACUCACUCUUCUGCUGACAUAGUCUUCAUGUUGGAGAACCCUCUUAUGUGAAGAUAAGCUCCUCAGACAGUGGGACUACUCUUUUGCAUUGGAUAAGCAUUUAUUUAAAAACAGAACACAGGACUAAGUUUUUGUCUCAUGUCCUUUAGUAUUGAACCAAAGUCACAAAGUUUGGGAUGCAGAGUAGAAUUUUAGCUUUGUUCCUCAGUUUUGGUUUUUUUCUUUAGUUAUAACCUACAUAGUUAAUAUAUAUUAUAUACAGUGCCAUCUGUAUGACACACUUCACAUUAAACAACCCAUGCUGUAAAAAAUAUCCCUUAAGUACUUUCUCACACAAGUGUGAUGUGAAUGGUUCCAGGUAAUUUGUGACUGACUUAACAGGUAUUGCCUUUCCAUUUUCUAAUGGGAGAGCUGAUAAGAUUCAUGGAAAUAAGUGUGAAAAAUAGUUAUAAUGUAACAUUUAAAAAUAUGCUGAAAUUUGUGGCCGUUUAGUGGAAAUUGGUUUGGACUACACUAUUAGGAAUGAAGAAAUCAGAAUACCUCUUCAAUGUGGUAAAUUGGUUUGUGUAAGAUGUUGUAAUCUUUGACAUGGUAAUAUGAGUUUUCUUGGGCAUCUGCUGUUUGGGAGCAUCAUAGGGAUACCCAGUGUUGCUGUUUCUAUUGAGUGACAGAGAGGAAGAAAAGAUUUCCAUGAAAAAAUACUCAGAUGUUUCAGGAAGCGCCCUUUUUUCCAUAAGGGUGUGAAGGCAUUGAGAAUAUUUUAUCUAAAUCUGAUAAUGUGUUAGCUGAAGAGAAUUACAACUUGACUCUUUCAUCAUCAAUUUCUUUAGGCUUAGAGAUGAACACCAUUAUAACAAGUCACCUAUAAACUGCCAGUCAAAACCUCUGCCAUGUUUCUACUGAGCAGCAAAGAAACUGUUGGAAACCAGUGUUGAUCCAUCCAGUUAUAUCAGGGUUUUUAUAUAAGAAACAACCCCUGUUGUAAAAGAGGUGGUAUUACAUGAAAAAGAGCAAACGAACAAACUCCUACAGGGGGCAGGGAGGGACUAGGAUGACUUUUGUGUAAACAGUCCUUGUUCAGGCAAGUGAUCUUGUUUAGCUGGUGGGACUCUUCCCAGCAGGGAGGAUGGUUGGAAAUACGACCUUUAAACUAAUGUCUCUGCCUGUGCUAGUGAACACACCUGUUGUGCAGGAUAUCUGUCCUUUUGAUCUCUUUUUUUUUUAUCUUCCCACUUAAAUCCUCCUUUGAGGUUACGUUUUUGGAGAAUCUUAAAAUCUCAGUGAACUCUUAUUGCAGGGUAGAUUUCAUAAAAGUCUAUUGAUUUUUCUCUUGGAGCGUUUUUUUGGAAGAGUUGUGGAGUUUCAGCUUAAACCCUACCCCUCUCACCACCAAAAGACUGAUUUGUACCUCCUUAUUCCUAGUUCAUUUAAUUCUAAUGAGUUAUCUCUUACCCUACCUACUGACUUAGCUUUGCUGCUCUGUAGUCACUUGUGAAAGCUUACAAAGUGUGAUAUCAUUUAAGAUGUUUUUGAGAAUCUGAAUUCCACUACAGAAAGCUUAAAUCCAGUUGAAUAGUACAAUUUGUGAGUCCCAGCUGGUUCAUUGCCAGGAGAUGCGUUUCUAGAUUCCAAGAUCCAAACUAUGGCUGAUCUAAAAAGAUAUUUAAUAAUAUAUGCUUUUUAGCCCAACUUUCUUUCUGAUUAAGUGUGGAUUGUGGUACUGUGUGUUAAACUAGUUUUGCCCUGCUUGUGCUGCCAAGCCACACUGUGAUCCUGGGAGAUCACACAGGUGUUUAAACCAUGCCCACGUGUGUGUUUUUAAGCUGCUCAAAGCCUUGUGUUGACAUGGUCCUCAAGGCCAGUCUCCUUGCGUUCCCUGGGUUUGAAUUGCAGGCCCUCAAAAUUACUUCCUGGCUAUUUUGAGAAACCCUUGAUCUUCACACCACAGUAUUAGACUAAAAUGUUGAGAAAAGAUUUAUGCAGCUGGAUUUGUACUAUUCUGAAAGGGAAAGGAUAACUUGUUGCCAAGCCAAAUAUAUUCAUUAUUUUUUGAUUACUUUCUAAAAGCAACCAAAACAUUGUAUAAGGGAUAAACAAUGGACUUCAAGCUAAUAUUUUUCCAUUAAGAAUUUAUUUUUUUAUUCUUCCUGUCAUUAAGAUAUAGUCCUUUUUGGAUGUAGCUUGUUUUCAGAUGUAUGGCUCCUGGAAUUGUUUCCUUGCAGUUGGACAUUUACAGACAUGCAUCGGUUUUGUAAACUGUCUCAUAUGUGUUAGCACUUGUUCUGGAAAUGAAAACUGAGCAUGUUAGCUAAUAAUUUCUUGUACCUUUAUAGCCCAAGCAGACUGAAAAGCGGUCUUGUGCUAUGUUUUCCUUGUAUAGUGCAUCUAAAAAAAACUUGGAGAAGGAACUCCAUGAUGACUUUUGUUGCUGUAAGUUUUUCUGUUGACAUUUGUCAGCUUAUAAACUAUCUGCAUUGUAUUUUACAUAAUUAUCUUCAAUUGACUGUCAGGUUAAAAAAGAAAAGUUUUUUUGCCGUAUGGACUGUAGUUCAGAUUUUUUUGUUGUUGUUACUUAUAUUAAUAUACUUUUUUCCUCUCUACAAGAAAUAACUAUUGAACCUGACACUUCUCUUUAGGAGAAGUUACCACAGGUGAUAACCACUUAAAUGUUAGUGAUUACAGUGGCUCCUCUUCUGUUUGGGUCACUUCCAUGACAGAUAGCUGGUAUGAAAAUGCUAUUGUGGAUGAUAUAUAAACAGCUAAGGGAAAUUAGGACUCCCCUUCAGAACUAUGUUGAGGUUAUGAUUUUGUAUGCCAGUUUUGAAUGACUACUUUGAAACAAUGUUGGGCUUCAAACGUCUUGCAAAAUGAGAAAUACUUACUCUUCAUGUAAUAGUCUGCUUGUCAGUUUUUUGUGUAUGGCUCAGUACAAGGCUGUGUCAAAAUUUCAGUACCAUGAAAUUACCUUGUUUAAAUGGCACUGUCUUGCAAAAGUGGAUGUUAUUUUAAGUAAGAAAUUCUGUUUUCUAAUUUGUGAAGGAAAUUGAUUCCUUGAGAGUAAACAUCCAUAACUGUAAUAUAUUUCAUGAUUUUGAAAAGGCUUCUUAAUCAUGGGAGAUGAGAAAAGUGAAGAAGUGAUUCAUUCUCCGAAGAUUUGUUAAGCAUUUAUUAUUAUAAGUAUAAAUUUUUGCUUUAAAUGAAAAUCCCUUUUCAAACACUUAAUAUUAAACUUCUUACUAAAAUUCAGUAGUUUAAAAUCCUGGAUAAAUAUCUAAAAUGGCAAAGAUAUAAAAUUCAGAGGGAAAUUAUUUUGAAAUAUACCAGUAUAAUUUUGAGCUUCUCAACUGCAGCCCUGAAUUUUCUCUUUUUCACUGCAAUCCAUAUUUUGUGAAACUUUUUGGAUAGGUUAUAUUUAAAGCUACAUUCACUUGCCUGAAUAAGUAAAAUAAAUAUUUUGUCAUUAAAAUUAUAUAGAUCUGCUUAUGUUAGUGUGCCGUUUAAAAUGAGACCUCAUUGAGGUAACCAUGCAGGUAUUUGUAUUGAUAUGACAAUAGUGAAGUGGGGUAUCUGUGUACUGUACCCGCAUUCUGUGCUGAGCAAAAUCACAUGGACUUCCAGAAAUAAAAGAUGGUUUUUAAGAACAGCUUUAUUUAAUGUUGCAGCAGCAAGUAAGUGUCAUUUGUACCAUAUAAUUAUGUAAAUUGGGUGCUAAUAAAUACUAUUUUUCAACAUUU